Cuscuta campestris is the source of this 4911-nucleotide messenger RNA. Lineage: Eukaryota; Viridiplantae; Streptophyta; Magnoliopsida; Solanales; Convolvulaceae. The record is from the annotation of a GenBank genome assembly.
GUAUAGUCUGACCGGUCAGGUAAUUUACACCAUCAUUUUUGGCGCCGACCGUGGGACCGUUAAGGUUUCUUCUCUUCUAAACACAAACCUACCCACAAAAAUACCACUCAAAAUGUCUUCCGGCCAGCAAAUCAACGCUACCUCUGCUCAGGUGCAAGCCACCACUGAAGGUACCAGCGUCCCCAUGGUUGCUACCCUGCCGGCCGUUUCAACUCCGGUUUUGCCGUUGGGACUAAGCUCGGUCCCAACACCCAGCAUGGUAAGCCCAUUCACGGCCCCCGUCCCUUCCGCUGGACCGAGGGUCACUUUCCCACCAAGCAUGACUCAGUUCAUGAAUGACCCAGCCAACCUGCAGGCCAUCCAAGGCUUUGGCCAGGUCAUGGCUAUGUGCCAACAGAAUGGGGGGAUGCCUUUCCUCCCUGGUAUGUAUCCAUUCGCUCUUCCAGGCGCGGGAACCAUGCCCCUACAAGCUCCGAUGGCGGUAUCUCCUUUCCAAACGCCUGUGCCGCAACCAUCACCUUUCCAGCCGCAGCUAGUCAGCGCUGUGGCCCCCAUCAACUUUGCAGGUGCGCUUAACGCCGCGGGGCCGUCGCGUCCCCCGCAAGGUACGAAUCCACUAAUCACCCCCGAUGGUCACUGCGUCUCAGUGGAGAGCGGAGACGACGAGUGGGACAUUCCAAGGACCCACAAGAAGAAGAAGGGAAAAACCAUCCGACCCGCCACCUCCCGAAACUCCGCCUUCGAAAGGCUGGGGGAUAGGGAGGAGGGCCAGAGAAAAUCAGCCAAGCUAAGGCUGGGGCAAAGCGUUGCCCAUGUCAGCGCGUUUGCCCGGUUAGGCGAGAUGAGGGAGGCCGAGCCUGCCCGCACCNCUCAACGCCGCAGGGCCGUCGCGUCCCCCGCAAGCGUGUUUUCCCGGUUAGGCGAGAUGAGGGAGGCCGAGCCUGCCCGCACCCAACGCUCCCGGUCAAACUGGCAGGAGCCAGCCAGGACGAGGGCCUCUCGUCAGGAGGAAGAGGCAGAAAGCCAACCCAGGGUACCGGUGGCUAACCGGUUAACCACCCCCAAUGAUCGCGUCCAGCAGAUGGAGGCAAAGCUGGAGAGGCUGGAGAAGAAGGUUGGAGAGAAGAAUGACCGGGACAAACCCCUCGCAGGGUCCCCGUUCACUACAAGGGUCCAUCUGACACCUUUCCCACGAAAGGUCAAGAUAGACGCCCCAAGGUUUACCGACAAGGAGGAUCCAGAAAUACAUCUGGAUUCUUUCAACCAAAGUGCACCUAUGAAUGGUUGUACGGAUGAAGAAAAGUGCCUCCUUUUCUUCCAAACCCUGCGGAAUCGAGCUACUGAAUGGUUCAACAAACUUCGCCCGGGAAGUAUUGAUUCAUUCAGUGACUUGGCCUCAAAAUUUAAGGCCAAGUUCCAGGAAAACUGUACUAAGAGGAAGAAAUUCACCUAUCUUAGUACAGCCGGGCAGAGGGAAUAUGAGAACCUCACUCAGUUCCUUACCCGGUGGAAGGAAGAGGUAGACAAGGUUGAGGAGAUGGACGACAAGACGGUGUUGUCCCUCCUCCUGAACGGCUUACGUGCCGGGGAACUAUACAAGGAAUUCUGCCGAAAACCCCCGGCCACGUAUCAGGAAGCCUACCAUACUGCAUGGGAGUUCGCCGAGGCUGAGACUCAACUUCGGGCGAAGAAAGAAGCCGAGCAUGGUUACAAGCCUAAGCCGGUGCAAGUCAAGAAGGAAGAAGUGCCGGUACCCAGCCGGCCAAGGCACCACUAUGACCCGGUAGUCCGAGUGGUCAAUUCAGAAGAAUGCCAGGAGGUCAGGAAAGCACCGGUCAAUCCUCCGGACAAUCCUACCGGUCAAUCUGGGCGUCAGUGGUCGGGCACCUAUUGUUCGUACCACAGGUCAGAUUCCCAUAGCACUUCCGAAUGCAAGAGUGUUAAGGGGGUAAUCCGGCAAAUGAUAGACAGCGGAGAACUGGGCAAAGAAUAUUUGCAGAAAGCCCAGGAGAAGAGUCAUCAAUGGGUUAGACCAUCUUUCCCAGAGGAUGACCGGGACAACGACCGGCGGAGGAAUAACCGGCCGAAGGAGCGGCAACCUGCCCCUGAAAAGGAACACAUCGGCAUGAUCUUCGGCGGACCUGAGGGUGGAGACUCAGCCGCGCAACGGAAGAACUGGGUUCGCAGCAUUUACGUUGGUGAGGUGAGUACCGAACCGGCCAGGCGUAAGUAUCCCAGGAGGGAGCCAAUAGUCUUCACUGACCGGGACCUCCCUCCUACCGGUGAGGAUCACAAUGAUCCAUUGGUCAUCACCAUGGACAUCAACGGGGUGAACGUCGCCCGGGUACUUGUUGACACCGGCAGCAGUGUCAACAUCCUAUACCUGGAGACUUUCCAAAAACUCAGGUUGUGUCGGACACAACUUGAACCCCUCAAAACUCCUCUCUCAGGUUUCACGGGAGACACAGUGGAAGCUGAGGGGUCCAUAGUCCUACCGGUCGAACUAGGAUCGGGCGAAAAAACCGUAUGGAAGAAGAUGCGGUUCAUAGUUGUGGACAUCAAAUGCGUCCACAACGCGAUCCUUGGAAGGCCGGGCAUCAAUAAGGUCGGGGCGGUAAUUUCCAUGCCUCACCUGUGCAUGAAGUUCCACACUCCAGAUGGUGUGGGUGAGGUGAAAGGCGACCAGAGGAACGCCCGGGAGUGCUAUGCCCGGGCAGUCAAGAAGAUGACCGAGGGGGUCAAUGUCAUCUCCCAAGAGAUCACAAAGGGAGAGACCCAGGAGAAAUUGGAGCCCGAGGCCGAGACGGUGGAAAUCGAACUUCACCCGGGUGAUUCUUCGAGGAUGGUCAGAAUUGGAGCGAAUCUCCCCGAAGAUCUCAAGGCAGAGAUUACACGGGUGCUCCAAGAGUACACGGGCAUAUUUGCAUGGAGCGUGGCAGAUAUGCCUGGAAUUGACCGCUCAAUCAUCUGUCACCGGUUGGCAGUAAGGGAGGGAAGUCGACCGGUACGCCAGAAGAAGAGGUAUCUGGCCAGCGACCGGCGAGACUUCGUCAAGAAGGAGGUAUCUCUCAAUCACCCGGUUGAUAUGCGCGCCACAUUCGAUAUCAUGGCAAGAUACAACCUCCGGUUGAAUCCCAAGAAGUGCGUCUUCGCGGUUCAUACCGGGAAGUUCUUGGGGUUCAUGGUGACCAAGAGAGGAAUAGAGCCCAACCCAGAAAAAAUUCGGGCUAUCACUGAAAUGCAGGCCCCCACAUCUUUAACAUCCUACUUCCAAGCUCACCCGGUAGAAGUCUUGACUGACCAACCGCUGGGUGCAGUGUUGCGAAAUUCAACAUCCUCCGGGAGGAUGGUGAAGUGGGCGAUGAUGUUAACUCAAUUCAACAUUGAGUACCGGCCGAGAUCAGCAAUCAAAGGGCAAGCCCUUGCGGACUUCCUCGUGGAAAUGACCGGUGUAACUCCAAAUGCACCGGUCGACAAGCCUACCGAGCAGUGGUGGGAGAUGGCAGUAGACGGGGCGUCCGGUCCUAAAGGUUACGGGGGUGGUAUAGUCUUUACUACCCCGGAAGGAUUCAAAAUUUACCAUGCAAUCAUCUUCAACUUCAAGUUGACGAACAAUGAAGCAGAAUACGAAGCUCUUGCUGGAGGGCUCAGACUUGCUCAAGCUCUCAAAAUCAGCCGGGUCAGUAUCAAAUCUGACUCUAGUCUGAUUGUUGGGCAAGUGACCGGUAAUAUGGAGGCUAGAGAAGGACGAAUGGCGCAAUACAAGGACCUGGUGCUCGCCUUGUUGAAAAGCUUUGAGGAAUUCAAAAUUGCCCAAAUCCCCCGGGCAGAAAAUGCAGAUGCAGACCUUCUCUCCAAACUAACGCAGUAUGCCCCCGAGCAUGUUACAAAACUUGCCCGAUUGGAAAUCCUGGACUGUGCCAGCAUCGAGAAACUAGAAGUAGCUGCCAUAACAGGGGAAGCCCAAUCUGACCGGUCAAACUUAGUCGGGGCGGAUGACCACUGGAUGUAUGAUCUGAUGGAAUAUCUGAUGGACGGGACCUUGCCGAAACAAGAUGACCGAGCAAGAAAAGUGAAGCUCAGGGCACCCCGGUUCCAAGUCCUUGACGGAAAGCUGUACAAGAGGGCGUUCGGGGGACCCCUCCUGAGGUGCCUAACCAACCGGGAGGCUGAACGGGUCAUAGCAGAAGUCCAUGAGGGUGUAUGCGCGGCGCAUCAAAUGUCCCGCACUCUUUCCCAGCGCAUCGUCUUGUUGGGGAGGGCUCAUGGGGAAACUCCAUUCUCCCUAACCUAUGGGUGUGAGGCAAGGCUGCCCAUCGAAGCCGAAUUCCCAACGUUUCGGGAAUCAAAUUAUCAACCUCAGCAGAACGAGGAAGAUCACUUGGCCGAACUCAACUUGGUCGAAGAACGGAGAAUGGCUGCGGAAGUUAAAAUGAGCACAUAUCAACAAGUUGUGAAGAAAUACCAUGACAACAAGGUUGGACCACGAUACUUUCAAGUCGGCGAUGAAGUCCUGCGAAGAAGGGAGGCUAGUAGACCGGGAGACGGGGGAAAGCUGGCCAAAAACUGGGAAGGGCCUUACCGGGUGAGAGCUAUCAUUCGCCCGGGAACCUACCGGUUAGAAACCCUAGAUGGUGUACUGGUAGAAAGGACUUGGAAUUCCCAUCAUCUUCGCAAAUUCUACAAGUGAUUGUAAUGCUAGGCAAGGCCUACUUUAUUAUCAAUCAAACCAAUGACAUUCAAAACUCUACAUGGUAGCAGCAGAGUUGAUAGGUCGAACCUAUCCUAGGAGGGCUUCCCGGGUGGAUCGGAUCCACUCGGAUAGGCCAACUGAGACACAGGCCCGGACCUGGCACGCUGGUUACUACACCGGUCUUGCUCAGUAUAAUAGAAAAAAUAUUAAAACCCGGA